Papaver somniferum (opium poppy) is the source of this 621-nucleotide messenger RNA. Its product is annotated as protein NDR1-like. The record is from RefSeq and is a predicted model, not a curated record. The coding region runs from base 1 to 621 and encodes 206 amino acids. The transcript has a single exon. Gene Ontology annotation, biological process: defense response to other organism. NCBI's taxonomy places the organism in Eukaryota, Viridiplantae, Streptophyta, Magnoliopsida, Ranunculales, Papaveraceae.
AUGUUCAUAGCAAUUUUAAUCACUCUAUGUUUGAUUAGUUCUGUCAAGUGCAUUUCUCCCCCAAAUAUCUAUCUCAAAAAGUUUGAUGUUCCUGGCCUUGACGGAAAGGCGUCAAAUGCAUCUCAAGUUACCGGCAACGCCACGACUAUUUCUGUCGAGCUCAGUUUCUGGAACCUAAUAAGUUACGGAGCAGAGCAGCAACAAACUGUUUACUACGAUAAUAUAAAUCUAGCUGUUUAUUAUUUUAGCAAUAGUAACUCAAAGUUAGCAACCGGAAACUUUACUAUACCCGAGUUUCAUCAUCGGUUUGCUUGGUCAACUCAUCGUACAGGAACAAUUAAGACUCUUGGGGUACCUUGGGAAGAAGCUAGAACAGAGGUUUCUAGCGGGAGGAUGGCUAUAUUUCGAAUCGAAUUAGAUACAAAAACUCGGUACUCGAAUGGAAUUUGGAAGUCGAAAAGACAUGAUUUGAGAGUAGGAACUAACGUUACUAUCAACGAUCGGGGAACGAUGUCUUCAAACAACGAUUUGAAGCUGUCCAGUGCUUUGGUGUACGCCGGUGAUUGUGUUCGUGUCGGAAUCGUUGCAUUAUCGGUUCUUGUAUUACAUAUUCUUAUGUGA